Asterias rubens (European starfish) is the source of this 996-nucleotide messenger RNA. RefSeq names its product retinol dehydrogenase 12-like. Lineage: Eukaryota; Metazoa; Echinodermata; Asteroidea; Forcipulatida; Asteriidae. Bases 1 to 996 code for a protein of 331 amino acids. The record is from RefSeq and is a predicted model, not a curated record. The transcript is spliced from 4 exons.
AUGGUGCUGCAUUGGGAGCUAUAUGAAGACUUCACAUGGAAGCUGUAUGCUGGACUGAUUGGGGCAUGCAUGUUGUGUUUUAUCUCGUUCAGACGAUGGAACACGCCAGCCUUCUACCGUUCAAACAUCUCAAUGGUCGGCAUGACUGCAAUUGUUACAGGUUCCAACUCCGGCAUCGGGAAAGAGACUGCACUGGACUUCGCUCGCCGUGGCGCCCGGGUCAUCCUCGCCUGUCGCAACCCGGCCAAGGGCGAGGAGGCAGCCAAGGAGAUACGGGAGUUGACCGAUAAUGAUCAGGUCGUCUUCAGACUUCUGGACAACGCCAGCCUGGAGUCAGUCAGGUCGUUUGCUGAGACGAUACUAAAGGAGGAGUCCAGACUGGAUGUCCUGGUGAACAAUGCAGGUGUGUCCCGUUGCCAUGCAAACGAGAAGACAGCCACCGGUUACGAUCUUCAAUUCGGCAUCAACCACCUCGGCCCCUUCCUCCUGACCCACCUCCUUCUGCCCCUUCUUAAAGAAACCGGCCCCAGCCGCAUCAUCAACGUCUCCUCAGUAGCCCACACGAUGGUCAGCAGUCUAUGCUACCUGAACACCAAACAGGCGUUCGAGGAGACCUUUGCCUAUGCAACGUGUAAGCUCUGCAACAUCCUGUUCGCCAGCGAGCUGGGCCGGCGGUUACAGGGCACCGGAGUGACGGCGUACUCACUCCAUCCCGGCAUGGCAGACACUCGCAUACUGCACCCGAGAUCGAGCCGACUCCAUGGGAGAUUCGUUCUGUUUUUCUUCAGAAAUAUCCUCAGGCCCUUUACGAUUUCUAUCGAGGCAGGUGCCCAGACGACUAUUUACUGUGCACUGGACGAGUCGGUGCCGUACUAUUCAGGGAGGUACUUCGCUGACUGCCAACUCGCGGAAGAAACUGAACUCGCGCGAGACGAGAAGAUCGCCUCGCAACUCUGGGAUCUCAGCUGUAAAUUAACGGGUGUUGAGAAUGCGUGA